Messenger RNA from Penicillium pulvis, 1287 nucleotides. Its product is annotated as putative proline-rich, actin-associated protein Vrp1. The coding region runs from base 1 to 1287 and encodes 428 amino acids. The transcript has 2 exons. The record is from RefSeq and is a predicted model, not a curated record. Gene Ontology annotation, molecular function: actin binding. Lineage: Eukaryota; Fungi; Ascomycota; Eurotiomycetes; Eurotiales; Aspergillaceae.
AUGCCUCCUCCCCCUCCACCCCCUCCGCCGCCGCCGCCUGGAGGACUUGGUGGCCCUCCCCCACCACCUCCUGCAGCUUUACCGACCAGGCCAUCGAAAGGCGAAGUAAAAGGCAGAGGCGCUCUACUAUCUGAUAUUCACAAAGGCACUCGAUUGAAGAAAGCCACCACCAAUGACCGAUCAGCGCCUAUUAUUGGAAAUACUGGAGGCGGCUCAGCUGCGCCGCCCAUGGGAGCUGCACCUCCAGUUCCAGGCAUAAGACCCCCUCCCACAGGACUUGCACCCCCGGUCCCGUCUGGACCGGCCGCCAAUAGAUUACGAAGCAACAGUGAAGGAGUAUCUGGCUCGGAUGCAGCGGCCAGUGCUGCAGCGCCACAAUUAGGUGGUCUCUUUGCGGGCGGGAUGCCCAAGCUGCGCAGUCGCGGCGGUGUCAACACGGGUGCCAACCGGUCAGACUCUCCAUAUUUAUCUGACUCUGAAGCGUCCCGCCCGGCGCCUGCUGCAGCACCUCCGAAACCUCCAGGAGCUCCUAGGCUGCCUGGUGCACGACCACCACCACCUCCAUCUACAGAGUCGUCACCUGCGCCACCUAUAAACCCUUUAGUCGCAAGCUUGAAGAAAGUCCCCCCUCGACCUGGUGCCAGGCCAUCCUCUACUAUCUCUUCAGCAAGUGCUCCCGAGAUCCCUCCUCCACGUGCUCCUCCGCCACCUCCUGGUGUAGGCCGGGCACCACCACCUCCGGUGUCUAGAAAACCAUCUGCACCCCCUCCACCUCCCCCUGCAGCUAGCCCAGCGGCACCACCUCCUCCGCCUCCAACAACAACACGAGCUCCGCCUCCCCCUCCCGCUGCUCCUGGGCGGUCAUUUGCUCCUCCUCCUCCACCUGGAGCACCUCCAUCAAUCGCCGCCCAGGCCGCCCGCAGUGCUCUGGGACACCCACCACCGGCACCACCAGCUUCAGCCCCAGCAGCUCCCCCUCCACCUCCACCAGUUUCUCCUCCAAGCGCUCCUCCCCCGCCCCCUAGUGAGCCAUCGCCAUCACCAUUCCGUCCAUCGCCUGUCCCAUCCCCCGCACCAAUGAAUCCCAGUGCUUAUACUCUCACCAAUGGCGGCUCAUCCCAUGCACCAGCCCAGACUCCAUCUACCAAUGGCCACAUUAACAUCGUGGAUCCUCGCUUCAAGUUCCCCGGUGAUGCGAUGCUUCCGGCUCCUCGAAGGUUCACCAAGACCCUUCCUGUUAAGUAUCGUGCCGGAAAAAUUAGCAGCGUGCCGUACCAUCUUAAGUGA